Messenger RNA from Auanema sp. JU1783, 984 nucleotides. NCBI's taxonomy places the organism in Eukaryota, Metazoa, Nematoda, Chromadorea, Rhabditida, Rhabditidae. The record is from the annotation of a GenBank genome assembly.
AUGGCUCAGGAAGGGGAUCUUAAUGUGGAUAAUCUUAUAACGCGCCUCCUAGAGGUGCGAGGUUGUCGUCCUGGGAAAACCGUCACCAUGACAGAAACUGAAAUUCGCGCUCUUUGUCAUAAAUCGCGAGAAAUUUUCCUUUCACAGCCAAUUCUCUUGGAGUUAGAAGCACCACUGAAGAUUUGCGGUGACAUUCAUGGGCAAUACAACGAUUUGCUCCGCUUGUUUGAGUACGGCGGGUUCCCUCCCGAGGCAAACUAUUUAUUCUUGGGAGAUUAUGUAGAUAGAGGAAAGCAGAGUUUAGAAACAAUUUGUCUGCUUCUUGCUUACAAAGUAAAAUAUCCAGAAAACUUUUUCCUUUUACGUGGAAAUCAUGAAUGUGCAUCAAUUAACAGAAUCUAUGGAUUUUAUGACGAAUGCAAGAGACGUUUCUCUAUCAAGCUUUGGAAAACUUUUACCGACUGCUUUAAUUGUCUACCCAUCGCUGCUCUUAUUGAUGAGAAAAUUUUCUGUUGUCACGGAGGUUUAUCUCCUGAUUUGCAAAACAUGGAACAAAUUAGAAGAGUAAUGAGACCAACAGAUGUUCCAGACACGGGUUUGCUCUGUGAUCUAUUGUGGUCAGACCCUGAUAAGGAUGUAUCUGGAUGGGGAGAAAAUGAUCGCGGAGUGUCGUUCACAUUCGGUCCCGACGUUGUAGCGAAGUUCUUAAACAGGCACGAUCUUGAUUUGAUAUGUCGUGCUCAUCAGGUAGUGGAAGAUGGAUAUGAGUUCUUUGCUAAAAGACAGUUAGUAACUUUAUUCUCAGCUCCAAAUUAUUGUGGAGAAUUCGAUAAUGCUGGAGGAAUGAUGAGCGUAGAUGAAACUUUGAUGUGCUCUUUCCAAAUCUUAAAACCAUCAGAAAAGAAAGCCAAAUACCAAUAUGCCGGAUUGAACAGUGGACGUCCUAGUGCUGCCAAUACUCGUGGCAUUGGGGCUAAGAACUGA